Molecule: messenger RNA, 3035 nt
Organism: Cuscuta epithymum
Lineage: Eukaryota; Viridiplantae; Streptophyta; Magnoliopsida; Solanales; Convolvulaceae
Source: the annotation of a GenBank genome assembly
AUCUCAUCUCAUACACCAGCUCGUCUCUCAAUAAAAAAUAAAGCUUGAAAUUUAGAAUGAUUUUAUUGAGAUUGAAAUUUUUUCGUGUGGAAUAGUUUGAUCUUAACUGGUUUGGCAGCUGCCCCCAACAAACUUCUACUAGCUUCUUUUAAUUUAGUAAGAAAUAUCUCCAACCCAAUACAAUUGCCCCCAGUUAAAAAAUAAAAAUGCCCCUAUAUACCUAGCUCAAUUGGCAGGAAGAUGGGGGUGUUGGGAUGCAUAGGGGUGAUUUCCCCGUUCCCGUUCUACUACUGGCUCUGGACUCGUCCUCAAGCAUGGGUGGAUCUUUGCGGGGAACUGCGAGAUCCAUCUCACGCCAUGGCCAUGGUUUCUCACGCGCUCAAGCUCCUCCAGUUCCUCUCCCUUCUCUCCGUCUCCUCGCUUUCUUGGCCCCCGCCUCUCUUCUCGUUUGGUCAGUUCCUCAACUUCAGGGUAUACCAAUUGUUAGGAGAGUCAGGGACCUACUAUGGUGUUCGGUUUGGGAAGAACAUUCCGUGGGUGACACAGUUUCCAUUUGGAGUCAUAAGGGAUCCACAGUACGUUGGUAGCAUAUUAAGCCUUAUCGCUUGUUUGCCAUGGGUCCCUUUCUCGUAUAUCCUCCUUUGGAUCCUCGGCUAUGUGUUUAUGAUUUAUGCAGAGUCUAAGGAAGAUCCAUCAACUCGUGCUAAGCCAUUGAACCAAAACGAUGUAAGGAACUAGUUAUGAGGCGUGGCCGCGUUUAAGGUGACCUAGCUCAAUCAUUCAAUAAGCCCAAAAGCCCAAAUAAUCCAAAUUUCCAAUGCCCAAAUUAACAAUUCGUACUUCCCAGCUGCCAACACUCCCCAGCAGAUAGCAAAGUAAUUGACCAAAUUGGCAAAUCCCUAGCAUUAGAAGAACAGAGUCUGCGGCUCGACUCACCAGCGUCGAGCGGAGUGGAGCCUAGAGUCGACGAGCGGUGUCGUUGCCUGAUUUCCUAAGCUUGCUCAGUGGCGUCAUGGAGGCUCAAGGCUGGACAGCAGACGAUUAAGGCCUUUAGUGCAGACCAAAAGGGAGAAAUAGCAGCUAGAACUCGAGAAUGGCGUCCAGAAAAUCGAAAGCUCCGGUUCCAAAUUCCAAAAGUGCAGCUUUUAUGGGCAGAUUUUUGAGUAAAACAUCCUCCUCAACACCCUCCUCAACACCAGGAAGUUCAAGUGUAAAUGUGUGUAAUAUUACUUCUCAAUGUCAUAAUCCAAUGUCUCAAGAAGUCAAUUUGGAUGACCUUCCUUCGGACCCCGCAAAAAGAAGAAAAAAUUCUGAAUAUCAUCCUAAUCAAAGGGAUGAAAUUCGAAGAAAAUAUCUGAUUAAAGGUCCUUGCCAACCACGUGGUCAUGACUUCCCACAAAAGGAAAUCGGGAAUACUUUGAAACGGUAUAAUUCUAAAUGGUUUGAUAAAUACCCUAGCUGGUUAGAGUAUAGUAUUCAAGAUGACAAAACUUUUUGUUUAUGUUGUUACUUGUUUAGAGAUUAUUUUGGAAAUCGUGGUGGGAGUGAUGCAUUUGUAAGUGAAGGCUUUUUAAGUUGGAACAAAAUUGAGAGAUUAGGUUAUCAUGUGGGUGAAAUAAGUAGUUUUCACAACAUAGCAGUUAAAAGGUGUGAUGCUUUGAUGAACCAAGAUCAAUCAAUUGCAGUUGCAAUGGAUAGAAAAAAUGAAAUUGUGAAAAAUGAGUACCGUAUUCACUUGAAUGCUUCUAUUGAUGCUUCGAGAUUUUAAUUGCAUCAAGGACUCCCUUAUCGUGGUCAUGAUGAGUCUGAAGUAACUAACAAUAGAGGGAAUUUUUUGGAAUUGAUAAAGUAUACCGCCACUCAGAAUGAGGCGGUUAGUAAGGUUGUUUUAAAAAACGCUCUGGGGAAUAAUCAAGUUAUUGCUCCAAGCAUUUAAAAAACGCUCUGGGGAACACUUUUGAAUUUGGUUGAAUUGUUUCCAUCUGUUGUUGAGGUCCUUGAAUAUGUCGAAAUUGAAGGCAUUGAUAGUGUAAAAAGACGUCAAGCAAACGGUCUUUUAAAAUACUUUCAAUCCUUUAAUUUGAUUUCGUCUUCUAUUUACAAUUGAUGUUGCUUGUUAUGGGACUCACAAACUCUUUGUCAGUUGCUCUUCAAAGGAAAGAUCAAGAUAUACUCAAUGCUAUGUCAUUAGUAGAAACAACAAAGCGGCAAUUGUUAAAAGUUAGAGUUGAUGGGUGGGGUUCUCAUUUGAGAAAGAUCUCUUCAUUCUGUGAGAAGUAUGAAGUUUCAAUGCUUGAUAUGGAAGCAAACUUUGUUAACCCCAAGCGGCCACGACAAAGAACUAAUAUUACCUAUCAACAUCAUUAUGAGUUUGAAUGUUUUAAUACUGUUAUGGAUUUGCAAAUCAAAGAAUUUGAGGAUCGGUUUGAUGAGGUAAAUUCUGAAUUGCUUACUUGCAUGGCUUCUUUGAGUCCGAUUGAUUCUUUUCGUGAGUUGGACCCUUUGAAAUUGAUGAGGUUUGCUGAGUUUUAUCCAGAGGAUUUUAGUUGUGUUGAACGCAGGAGCCUUGAGCAUGAGCUUGGUGUUUACAUUGAUAAUCUCCUAGCGGAUGAAAGGUUUCGUAACUUGAAAAGUCUUGGUGAUCUUGCUCAAGUGAUGGUGAACACAAGAAAACAUCUUUCACACCCUCUCGUAUAUAGGCUUUUAAAGCUAAUUUUGACUUUGCCAGUUGCCACUGCAACUAUUGAGAGAUGCUUUUCUGCUAUGAAAAUAGUGAAGACUAAUUUGCGUAACAGAAUUGGCGAUCAGUUUCUCAGUGACUGUUUAGUUUGUUUUAUUGAAAGAGAUGUAUUUGAAACAGUAACAAAUGAAACUGUAAUUAUCUCUUUCAAAAAAUGAAAACUCGAAGAGAGCAGUUGUGAUUUACUUUAUUUGUGCCUUUUGACAUUGUAAUAUACUUUAUUUCAUUAUAAUGUUCUUUUGCUACAACUAUUUGUUGUUCACAUAUAUUUAUCAAGUAUUUUUACUUUAUAUUU